Molecule: messenger RNA, 1896 nt
Organism: Eublepharis macularius
Lineage: Eukaryota; Metazoa; Chordata; Lepidosauria; Squamata; Eublepharidae
Gene: CRYZ
Product: crystallin zeta
Exons: 10
Coding region: 520-1512 (330 amino acids)
Cellular component (GO): cytosol
Molecular function (GO): zinc ion binding; mRNA 3'-UTR binding; NADPH binding
Source: RefSeq, a predicted model, not a curated record
CAGUGAAGUAGGAGUUCUUAGAGGGAAGGGCUGCUUUGAAGGUGUAGCAAGAUCCUAUGUCCCACGAAAGAGUGAGCCGCACACCCAAAGAGGCAUUUUGGAGCUCUAUGUUAAAUUUGCUGGAUUUGUUUGUAGCAUUUACAGACUUGUAAAUAGUUUCAGAACUGGAGCUACAAGUAACCAUUUUGUGAGAUGUUAAAAAGCAGCAAGCCCCAGAAGUAACCUUUGAAAUACCGUACAAGCUUCUAAAGACAAACUAUGAUUUGUAAGGAAGAGAGAGUAGCUUAGUGAUGCUGUGUAUUUGAAGCUCUCUGGCUGGUUAAUAUAUGAAACAGACAUUUAGGGCUAAAUAAUUUUAUACAGCAAAAAGCAAUAUAUUGUGGAACAGAAUGAAAUGGGUGAACCUUUGAUUUAAAUUUCAGCUGAAGAGCAAAGUUUUUUUUAUCCUUUCCCUCUGAAGUGGAAAAGCCAGCGAAGAUUAACACACUGAAUCUUUAUCACUUGAGUUUCUAAGUUGCCAUGGCAACAGGGAGAACUGUGAUGAGAGCUGUCAGAGUGUUUGAAUUUGGUGGACCUGAAGUGCUUAAACUGCAGUCAGAUGUCUCCUUGCCAGUUCCAAAAGCAAACCAGGUUCUCAUUAAAGUUCACACCUGUGGCAUUAAUCCAGUGGAGACCUAUAUUCGUUCUGGGACUCAUGCUAAAAAGCCAGCUCUACCCUACACACCAGGUUCCGAUGUGGCUGGGGUAAUAGAAGCUGUUGGAGAGCAUGUAACUGCUUUCAAGAACGGAGACAGGGUUUUUACCCUUGGUACCAUUUCUGGUGGCUACGCAGAAUAUACUGUUGCUUCAGCUGACACAGUCUUUCCCUUGUCUGACAAACUGGAUUUCAAGCAAGGCGCAGCAGUCGGAAUUCCAUAUUUUACUGCAUUCCAUGCUCUCUUUCAAAAAGGAGAUGCCAAAGCAGGAGAAACUGUGCUAGUCCAUGGAGCAAGUGGAGGAGUUGGAAUAGCAGCAUGCCAGAUUGCAAGAGCUUAUGGUUUGAUGGUUUUGGGCACAGCUGGUACUGAAGAAGGAAUGACUCUAGUUCUGAAAAAUGGAGCCCACAAAGUGUUUAAUCACAGGAAGGAGGAUUACUUAGCUCAAAUUAAGGAAACUGCUGGUGAGCAAGGCAUAGACAUAAUUAUAGAGAUGCUGGCUAAUGUUAACCUUGCCAAUGACUUGCUACUUUUGAAAAAAGGAGGAAGAGUGAUGAUUGUGGGAUGCAGAGGUUCCAUUGAAAUAAACCCCAGAGAUACCAUGAUGAAGGAGUCCAGCAUCAGAGGAAUUUUUUUAUUCGCUGCAUCAAAGGAGGAGCUUGGUGAAUGUGCAGCUUCAGUUCUUGCAGGUGUAGAAGCUGGCUGGCUAAAACCAGUAAUAGGCCCUGAAUAUCCAAUGGAGAAGGUGACAGAGGCUCACAGAGAGAUAAUCCACAGCCAAGGUGCUUUGGGGAAGAUGGUCCUUCUUACUCGUUAAAUAUCUUUGCACUUAACAUGAACAGUAAUUACAAUGCUGUUGGAAUACUUUGCAAAUUAUGACUUUGAGAUGUAAGAUACAACAAUUGCAAUCGGCUCUAAUUAGAAUGUUUUAUAUCAAAUUUGAAAAGAUGAGUUGUUAAUGACUGACAGGUCUGUCCUAGAAAGUAUCUUCUUUAUUCUACUGUGGAGCCUGUAAGAGAUGCCUAUUCUGCUGCAUUCACAGGAUACUGAUGUAGGGAGUCCUCUCUUGGUCUCUUCCUUGAAAAUGCUGGAUGUGCCUUUGGGUCUCUGUAGAAAAGCAAGUGAAAAUACUUACGUGCUUUCUGAGGACAGAAUUGUGUCUGAGAUCUUGUUUUUCAAAUAAAGAUACAUGCAUCAUGAA